Messenger RNA from Melanotaenia boesemani (Boeseman's rainbowfish), 3921 nucleotides. It is a transcript of the gene abcb11a, whose product is annotated as ATP-binding cassette, sub-family B (MDR/TAP), member 11a. The transcript has 26 exons. The record is from RefSeq and is a predicted model, not a curated record. Gene Ontology annotation, molecular function: ATP binding; ABC-type transporter activity; ATP hydrolysis activity. Gene Ontology annotation, biological process: transmembrane transport. Gene Ontology annotation, cellular component: membrane. Bases 1 to 3921 code for a protein of 1306 amino acids. Lineage: Eukaryota; Metazoa; Chordata; Actinopteri; Atheriniformes; Melanotaeniidae.
AUGAAGAAAUCUAAUAAAAUUACAACAGCAUCAGGUGCAGAUAAAGGAGGCAAAGAUGAAAAGAAAAAGGGAAAUGCAUUAAGUGUUGGAUACUUUCAGCUGUUUCGAUUUUCCACCUGGAAAGAUAAGGCGAUGAUGGUGGUGGGCAGCUUGUGUGCCCUCAUUCAUGGUGCAGCUUCACCUCUCAUGCUGCUGGUGUAUGGCAUGAUGACAGACAUAUUUGUGACUUAUGAGCUGGAGGUACAAGAGCUGAAAGACCCAAACAAGGAGUGCAAAAACAACACUAUCUAUUGGACCAAUGGUUCCAUAUAUGAAACAGCUGACAACAAUACUGUUUUUUGUGGGGUAGAUAUUGAAGCACAGAUGACCAUGUUUGCAUAUUACUACAUUGGCAUUGGGUUAGGAGUUCUGGUUGUUAGUUAUUUUCAGAUUCUCUUCUGGGUGUCAGCGGCUGCGAGACAAACUCAGAGAAUCCGAAAAACGUAUUUCAGAAAAGUGAUGCAAAUGGAGAUUGGAUGGUUUGACUGCAACUCUGUAGGUGAACUGAACACAAGAAUAUCUGAUGAUAUCAACAAGAUCAACAAUGCCAUCGCCGAUCAGGUGUCUAUUUUUGUUGAGAGGCUCUCUACUUUUGUGUUUGGCUUCAUGGUUGGAUUUAUUGGUGGGUGGAAACUGACUUUGGUUGUCAUAGCUGUGAGCCCCCUGAUUGGUUUAGCUGCUGGACUGAUGGCCAUGGCAGUGGCCAGACUGACAGGACGAGAGCUAAAGGCUUAUGCAAAAGCAGGAGCAGUGGCUGAUGAGGUCCUGUCAUCUAUCAGAACAGUAGCAGCUUUUGGUGGAGAGGAAAAAGAGGCUACAAGGUAUGACAAUAACCUUGUAGAAGCCCAAAACUGGGGAGUGAAAAAGGGUGCAAUCAUUGGAGUAUUUCAAGGAUACCUCUGGUGCAUCAUUUUUCUUUGCUACGCUUUGGCCUUCUGGUAUGGCUCUAAACUGGUCAUCGACACCCAGGAACUGUCUCCUGGUAGUCUCAUUCAGGUUUUCUUUGGAGUACUCAUGGCAGCUAUGAACCUUGGGCAGGCCUCACCGUGCCUGGAGGCCUUUGCUUCUGGUCGUGCUGCAGCGAAGACUAUUUUUGAAACGAUUGACCGGGAACCAGAAAUUGAUUGUUUCUCAGAAGAUGGCUACAAAUUAGACAAGGUCAAAGGUGACAUAGAGUUCCACAAUGUCACUUUCUACUACCCUUCAAGGCCUGAAGUCAAGAUUUUAGAUAAUCUGAGUGUGCAGAUCAAAUCUGGAGAAACCACGGCUUUUGUUGGACCAAGCGGUUCUGGAAAAAGCACCACAAUACAACUUAUUCAAAGGUUUUAUGAUCCAAAGGAAGGAAUGGUGUCUUUGGAUGGCCACGAUAUCCGCUCUCUAAACAUUCAGUGGCUCCGCUCUCUAAUUGGUAUUGUAGAGCAAGAACCAGUUCUGUUUGCCACAACCAUUGGUGAGAACAUACGGUACGGUCGGUCUGGAGUGACCAUGGAAGACAUUAUCCAGGCAACAAAAGAGGCCAAUGCUUAUAAUUUUAUUAUGGAACUACCACAGAAAUUUGAUACACUGGUGGGUGAAGGUGGAGGCCAGAUGAGUGGAGGACAGAAGCAACGGAUUGCUAUAGCUCGAGCUCUUAUCCGAAACCCUAAGAUCCUGCUACUAGAUAUGGCCACAUCUGCCUUGGAUAAUAAGAGUGAAGCUACAGUGCAGGAAGCACUGGAUAACGUACGCACAGGCAGGACAACAAUCUCUGUAGCCCAUCGUCUUUCCACAAUUCGGAAUGCAGAUGUGAUUGUUGGAUUUGAGCAUGGUCAGGCUGUGGAGAGAGGAACACACAGCGAUUUGCUAGAAAGGCAAGGGGUCUACUUCACCCUUGUCACCCUGCAGAACCAAGGCUCAUCCACCACUGCUAAUGAAGUGAUCAGUGAAACUCCAGACAAAGAUGUUGAUCUGAAAACAAGUUUUAGGCGUGGAAGCUGUAGAUCCAGUAAAAGAUCUCUCUUCGGCUCCAUUCGGCUACGAUCUCAGAGCAAGUUGUCCAGUGAUUUUGUCCCAGAUGCAGUAUCCGGCAGUCUCAAGAUCCUUUCAGACAUAGAGGAACUUGAUGAUGAUGAUGAUGAGCAUAAAGAAACUGCCCCAGUUGCACGUAUCCUCAAGUACAACCAGCCAGAAUGGCCUUACAUGCUGCUGGGCUCCCUGGGAGCUGCAGUCAACGGCUCUGUUAACCCUAUCUAUGCCAUCCUGUUCAGCCAGAUUCUUGGGACUUUUGCCAUUCGUGACUUGAAUGAGCAGCGGGAGCAGAUCAAUGGGAUAUGUGUUCUGUUUUGCAUCGUGGCUGUGACUAGUUUCUUCUCCCAGUUUCUGCAGGGAUAUACCUUUGCCAAGUCUGGAGAGCUGCUGACCCGUCGUCUAAGAAAAGUGGGCUUCCAGGCCAUGUUGAAACAGGAGAUCGGUUGGUUUGAUGACCCCAGAAACAGUCCUGGAGCUUUGACCACUAGACUGGCCACAGAUGCAUCCAUGGUUCAGGGGGCAACAGGUUCUCAGAUUGGCAUGAUUGUAAACUCUUUGACCAACAUUGGAGCCUCAUUCAUAAUUGCAUUCUACUUCAGCUGGAAGCUAACUUUGGUAAUUAUGUGCUUCCUGCCACUCAUUGGACUGUCUGGUGUAUUCCAAGCCAAAAUGCUGACAGGCUUUGCAAAUGAAGAUAAAAAGGCUAUGGAAGCAGCUGGCCGGGUGUCCAGUGAGGCUCUCACCAACAUCAGGACCAUUGCUGGCUUGGCCAAAGAGUCCUCAUUUGUGGAAUCAUAUGAGGAGAAACUUGAGCUUCCUUACACAGCUGCCAAAAAAAGAGCCAAUAUCUAUGGAAUCUGUUUUGGUUUUGCCCAGUGUGUCAUCUUCAUGGCUUAUGCUGCUUCAUUCAGAUAUGGAGGCUACCUGGUUAGAGCUGAGGGCUUACAAUACAUGUUUGUUUUUAGAGUGAUUUCAGCUGUGGUAAUCAGUGGUACGGCACUUGGCAGAGCAUCAUCCUUCACUCCAGAUUACGCCAAAGCUAAAACUGCAGCUGCUCAGCUUUUUAAACUGUUGGACAGGGUUCCUAAAAUCAGCCUGAGUCACACAGAUGGAGACAAAUGGGAGCACUUCAGAGGGGAUAUUGAGUUUGUUAAUUGUAAGUUUACCUAUCCAACACGACCAGACAUCCAGGUGCUUAAUGGCCUGAAGGUGUCUGUGAAGCCUGGUCAGACUUUAGCAUUUGUUGGGAGCAGCGGCUGUGGGAAAAGCACCAGUGUUCAGUUGCUGGAAAGGUUUUAUGACCCCGAUGAAGGGCAAAUGUUAAUUGAUGGCCACCCCUCCUAUGCAGUCAAUGUACCCUUCCUAAGAUCUCAGAUAGGCAUAGUGUCACAGGAGCCAGUUUUGUUUGACUGCAGCAUAGCUGAAAAUAUACAGUAUGGAGAUAACGCACGCAGAGUCAGCAUGGAAGAAAUUAUUGAGGCCGCCAAGAAAGCCUAUCUUCAUGACUUUGUGAUGACUCUACCAGAUAAAUAUGAGACUCAGGUUGGUGCCCAGGGAUCUCAGCUGUCAAGGGGACAGAAACAACGCAUUGCCAUUGCCAGAGCCAUUGUUAGGAACCCCAAGAUCUUACUUUUAGAUGAGGCCACCUCUGCCCUGGACACAGAAAGUGAACAGAUUGUCCAGUCUGCCCUGGAUGAAGCGAGAAAAGGACGAACCUGCAUUGUCAUAGCUCACCGACUGUCAACCAUCCAGACAGCUGACAUCAUAGCGGUGAUGUCUCAUGGAGUUGUCAUAGAACAAGGCACACAUGAUAAACUCAUGGCCAAGAGGGGCGCUUAUUAUAAACUGGUCACAACGGGUGCUCCCAUCAGCUAA